AUGCUUCAGUUGACGAAGAAGCAUCUGCUAAUCAUAGUGGACGGCAUCAUCGCCUGCGGCAAGACGACUCUGCUGGAUGCACUAGUAAGCUCAGAAGGCUUUGAAGUCUUCCGCGAGCCGAGUGACCUGUGGUGGCAUUUGCUGAACAAUUUCUACGAGGUCUUCAAACAGGGGUCUCCAAAACAAAAGAGGAAGGCGGUAAAGGAGCUGGAGGAAAUGAUCUUUAAACACCAUAAGGACAUUGCAACCAGGAGGCUCACGCACGCAGUGUCCGAGAGGUCUUUGCAGAGCGCAGUUCGAGUUUUCUGCCGCGCUCUCAAGGAGUCGGACAUGAUGGAUUCCGGCCUGUACCAGGAGUUCGAGAAGAACCUGGAGCAUGUCGAGAAAGACGAGCGCCAUGUGCCGACGUUCGUAGUUUACUUUGCGAUUGAUCCUCAAGAAGCCUUCCGCCGGAUGUUGCACCGUGCGAAGGUGGAGCAUCUUCGUCAUUUCGAAAAGGAGGUCCCGCUGAAGUACCUGACCCUCUUGCGUAGGAUGUAUGAGGAGCUCUACCGCCACAGGGUAAAUUCUGAUGUGAUCGUCAUCGAAGCUGGGCAACCGAGUGAUGAAGUUCAGCGUGAUGUUGCCGAUGAGUUUGAAAAGCGACGUGAGCAAUGUCAGAGGGUGCUGAGGGAUAAGGGCUUUGCUCCAAAGCUCUUGGACGAUGUCAUCCGGCAGUUCAGACGCCGCUCUCCGCAGGCAUUUGCAUAG
Molecule: messenger RNA, 750 nt
Organism: Effrenium voratum
Lineage: Eukaryota; Dinophyceae; Suessiales; Symbiodiniaceae
Source: the annotation of a GenBank genome assembly